Messenger RNA from Heterotrigona itama, 702 nucleotides. The record is from the annotation of a GenBank genome assembly. NCBI's taxonomy places the organism in Eukaryota, Metazoa, Arthropoda, Insecta, Hymenoptera, Apidae.
AUGUGCGGUGCUGCUAUUAUCAAUGAGGAUUGGGCAGUAACUGCUGCUCACUGUAUUAUUCUGUAAGUAAUAAGAUUUUUUUUUUUGCAAAAUGGAAUCUUGAUUUUCUUUCGUGUAUUUGAUAUACGUUCGGUUCAUAGAUUUGUCAAUGAUUCCGUUUCGAUAAACAUCCGUAGUGGAUCUAAUAAAUACGAUGCUGGUGGAGUUGUUCAUAAUGUAACGACACUUCUUUACCACGAAAAAUACAAUGAGCUUAAUAACGAUUACGAUAUUGGAUUAUUGAAGGUAUCUCCAUCGUUCAAAUUUGACAAUGCGACACAGCCUGUCAAGUUACCUGGAAAUGAAUCUGUUUACGCAAGUUGGGCUUCAAUUGCCGGGUGGGGCUAUUUUCUCGAUAUCAAGCCGAUGUUAUCAAAUGAUUUAAAAUACGUUACUGUACCGAAAGUGAAUAAAGAACAAUGCAGGAAGGACUACAAAGGCAGAUAUGAAGUGACAAAGCAUCAAGUUUGUUAUGGAUUUUCGCAAGGGGGAAAAGAUGCAUGCAAGGGUGAUUCUGGUAGUCCAUUGGUUAACAGGGACAAUAUCAUAAUCGGUAUAACUUCGUGGGGCGACGAUUGCGGUCAACCAUACUCACCUGGUGUCUAUACCGACGUUAUCGAUCUAGUAGAUUGGAUUAAAAAUAAAACUAUGUCAACUUUAUAA